AAGGAAUUGCUACAUGCAGGAUUACCUGGGGGAAAAACCAGAGGCUUGCUUUGGUCCCUUCCGGUAAUUGAAAGGACUGGCCGUCAGCGAGGGGGAGGAGAGAGCUUCCCUCCAUAAAUGGUCCCACCCCUGGGCAAGGUGGCUCACAUUGGCAGGUAGCAACCUGGGAGUGUGCACCUGCCACCAGUGAAGCUCAGCCAGACUGUGAGAAGAGGAGAGGCGAGGAACGCCAAGGGAGCGAGUGAACCAUGGACAGAUUGAAGUGCCCGAACUUCUUCAAGUGCAGACAGAAGGAGAAAGUGACAGCUUCAUCUGAGAACUUCCAUGUUGAUGAAAGCGAUGAAAAUCAGGAACGUGGUAACUGGUCCAAAAAAUCAGAUUAUCUUCUUUCCAUGGUUGGCUAUGCAGUGGGAUUGGGCAAUGUGUGGAGAUUCCCAUAUCUGACCUACACCAAUGGCGGAGGUGCUUUCUUGAUACCCUAUGCAAUUAUGCUAGCAUUGGCUGGUUUACCUUUGUUCUUCCUGGAAUGUUCACUGGGACAAUUUGCUAGCUUAGGUCCAGUUUCAGUUUGGAGGAUUCUGCCACUGUUUCAAGGUGUGGGAAUCACGAUGGUCCUGAUAUCCAUUUUUGUGACGAUCUAUUAUAAUGUCAUAAUUGCCUACAGUCUUUACUACUUGUUUGCUUCUUUUCAAAGUGUAUUGCCAUGGGCAAAUUGUUCUUCUUGGGCAGAUGAAAACUGUAGCAGAUCACAAAUAGUAUCUGGCUGUAAUGUGAGCACAGGGACAGGAGAGAUGUUUAUGAAUAUAAGCUGGGUAAAUAUCAACAACUUCACCUGCUUGAAUGGUAGUGAAGUUUUUCGGCCAGGACAACUACCAAGUGAACAGUAUUGGGAUAAAGUUACACUUCAGAGGUCAAGUGGAAUGGAUGAAACUGGAGUUGUUGUGUGGUAUUUAGCACUUUGCCUUCUUCUGGCUUGGCUCAUAGUUGGAGCAGCACUGUUUAAAGGAAUCAAAUCCUCUGGCAAGGUGGUAUAUUUUACAGCUCUUUUCCCAUAUGUGGUCCUUCUCAUCCUGUUAAUACGAGGUGCAACUUUGGAGGGUGCAUCAAAAGGCAUUUCAUAUUACAUUGGAGCACAGUCAAAUUUUACAAAACUCAGAGAAGCUGAGGUCUGGAAGGAUGCUGCCACCCAGAUAUUUUAUUCCCUUUCUGUGGCUUGGGGUGGCCUGGUGGCUCUAUCAUCAUACAACAAGUUCAACAACAACUGUUACUCUGAUGCCAUUAUAGUUUGCUUGACAAACUGCCUCACUAGUGUGUUUGCUGGAUUUGCUAUAUUUUCUAUUCUGGGACACAUGGCUCAUAUAUCUGGAAAAGAAGUCUCCCAAGUUGUAAAAUCAGGAUUUGACUUGGCAUUCAUUGCCUAUCCUGAAGCUCUAGCUCAACUCCCAGCUGGUCCAUUCUGGUCCAUAUUAUUUUUCUUCAUGCUGUUAACAUUGGGCCUUGAUUCUCAGUUUGCUUCUAUUGAAACAAUUACAACAACAAUUCAAGAUUUGUUUCCCAAAGCAAUGAAACGCAUGAGGGUUCCUAUAACUUUGGGAUGCUGUUUGAUUUUGUUUCUCCUUGGCCUCGUCUGUGUGACUCAGGCUGGAAUUUACUGGGUUCAUUUGAUUGAUCACUUCUGUGCUGGAUGGGGAAUUUUAAUUGCUGCUAUCUUGGAAAUUGCAGGAAUCAUCUGGAUUUAUGGAGGAAAUAGAUUCAUUGAAGAUAUAGAAAUGAUGAUUGGAGCAAAAAGAUGGAUCUUCUGGCUUUGGUGGAGAGCUUGCUGGUUUGUCAUUACUCCUAUUCUGUUGUCUGCAAUUCUAGUCUGGUCACUGGUGAAAUUUCACAGACCUGAUUAUGCUGAUAUUCCAUAUCCUGACUGGGGAGUUGCUCUUGGCUGGUGUAUGAUCAUUUUCUGCAUUAUUUGGAUACCAAUUAUGGCUAUCAUAAAAAUAUUUCAGGCAGAAGGAAACAUACUUCAGCGUAUCAUAAGCUGCUCUAGACCAGCUUCGAACUGGGGUCCAUACCUGCAAAAACAUCGUGGGGAGAGAUAUAGAGACAUGGCUGAACCUGCAAAAGAGACUGACCACGAAAUACCUACUAUUAGUGGCAGUACAAAACCAGAAUGAGAUGUCACUCUUGAAAAUAUCUAAUUGUUAUAUAAUGUGAUUUUAUAGAGUAGGGGAUAUUUUUAAUUUAUUUGUAUGUUAAUCAAUUAGGGAAAUGUACAUGUCAUGCUUAGUACUGGAUUGUAAGUACUUUUUCACUUAAUGAAAUAUUAAAAUGUGAAUCUAUCAGGAUUUAGUAAUGUGUUUGUUUCCCUUUAAGAUUAUCUAUUUGUUAGUACAUAUAUCCAGUUUUGUUUUGCAAUGACAUUUUGUAAAUAUUACUGUUAAUUUUUUGUUUUGUUUUGUUUUUAGUGUACCGAAGGUCUCCUGUGAGAAGAUUACUUAGGAAGUAAUCAUACUUUGUACUUUGUGAUUUUAAACACAGUUUCUGUAGUCUAAAUAUGUACUUUUCUCUUUCAUAGAAUAGGGAAAUAAUAAGUCAGCACAGUUAAAAGCUAGUGUUACACAGUUAAAGUCCCCACUUACCUUACAAAUGUUACAAAUUGGCCUGGGGUGAUUGCUCAGUGACAAGAGUAAUGGCUCUCACAGAGGAUGUAGGUUCAAUUCCCAGCACCAAGGUUACUAAAUCCAUCUUUAACUCUAGUUCCAGGAGAGCCAAUGUCCUCUUCUGACCUCUAUGAUACUGCACGCACAUGGUGCACAUACACACAGGAAAAAAAAACACCCAUACCCAUAAAAUAAAAAUGAAUAAACCUCUUUAUCCAAAGAAGUGUCACAAAUAUGUAGGAAAAGGACUGUAUGUGAUAUGAGGAUUGUUGUUUAAUAUCUGUGAUCCAAAUAUGUCUAAACAUGUUAUCAAUUUAUUAUGUAUCACUUAUUCUAUGUAAACUUUGUAGUUGUACUCUUUAGUUAGAGUGAAAUG
This is a messenger RNA of Mus pahari (shrew mouse), 3027 nucleotides long. RefSeq names its product solute carrier family 6 member 14 (gene Slc6a14). Gene Ontology annotation, cellular component: membrane. Bases 249 to 2165 code for a protein of 638 amino acids. Gene Ontology annotation, molecular function: L-proline transmembrane transporter activity. NCBI's taxonomy places the organism in Eukaryota, Metazoa, Chordata, Mammalia, Rodentia, Muridae. The transcript is spliced from 14 exons. Gene Ontology annotation, biological process: sodium ion transmembrane transport. The record is from RefSeq and is a predicted model, not a curated record.